Molecule: messenger RNA, 1494 nt
Organism: Canis lupus familiaris (dog)
Lineage: Eukaryota; Metazoa; Chordata; Mammalia; Carnivora; Canidae
Gene: PHOSPHO1
Product: phosphoethanolamine/phosphocholine phosphatase 1
Biological process (GO): bone mineralization involved in bone maturation
Molecular function (GO): phosphatase activity
Source: RefSeq, a predicted model, not a curated record
GCGGUGGGCCCGGGUGCUGCGGCAGCCGCAGCGCCAGCCGCGGCUCGGGCUCCGGCUCCCGGGCAUUUAAAGGGGACGCGGCGGCGGCCCGGGGGGAUGGGGGGCAGGUGGAGGGGGCGGCCCAGACGCACAUCAUCCACGGGCCCUCGGGACUGGAGGGACUCGUGAGCCGGAGCCCAGAAAUCCGGGGGUGGAUAAGACACCGCGUCCCCUCCAAUUCCCCCAUCUAUCUGGAAAAGCUCAGAGAUCCUGUCCCCCUUUUCUCCAAGGGACUCUUUUUGGUGACCACAAAAGGAUUUGGUCACUUAGGACAAAGCAGCCAGAGGAGCUCUGGACAACGGCUGGAGGCCAACAGAGUCCCUAAGGUGGUGCCCAGGGUGAUGCACUGACAAUGAGCGGGUGUUUUCCAGUUGCUGGCCUCCGAUGCCUGUCUAGGGUAUGUCGUGGCCUGGUGCGGGAAGCUCCUACCUCCCCAAGCCCCACUGCUUCUGCUGCCCGCUUACUUCGGACUCUGGCAGAAACCCCACCCGCUGACGUGUACCUCCCAGGGAAUUGGUCUUGGACGUGCCAGCGCCUCUGGCCGUGGCCCGCUAACCAGCCUCUCCCCGGCCGGCUCGCGCCGCGCCCCCUCUCGCUUGCUCCCUCCUCCUCCUCCUCCUCCUGCUCCUCUUCCCCCCGCUCCCAGGACGGCGGGAUGGCCGCGCAGGGCGCGCCGCGCUUCCUCCUGACCUUCGACUUUGACGAGACCAUCGUGGACGAGAACAGCGACGACUCGAUCGUGCGCGCCGCGCCGGGCCAGCGGCUGCCCGAGAGCCUGCGGGCCACCUACCGCGAGGGCUUCUACAACGAGUACAUGCAGCGCGUCUUCCAGUACCUGGGCGAGCAGGGCGUGCGGCCGCGGGACCUGCGCGCCAUCUACGAGGCCAUCCCCCUGUCGCCGGGCAUGAGCGACCUGCUGCAGUUCGUGGCCAAGCAGGGCUCCUGCUUCGAGGUCAUCCUCAUCUCGGAUGCCAACACCUUCGGCGUGGAGAGCGCGCUGCGCGCCGCCGGCCACCACGGCCUGUUCCGCCGCAUCCUCAGCAACCCGUCGGGGCCCGACGCGCGGGGGCUGCUGGCGCUGCGGCCCUUCCACACGCACAGCUGCGCACGCUGCCCCGCCAACAUGUGCAAGCACAAGGUGCUCAGCGACUACCUGCGCGAGCGGGCUCACGACGGCGUGCACUUCGAGCGCCUUUUCUACGUGGGCGACGGCGCCAACGACUUCUGCCCCAUGGGGCUGCUGGCGGGCGGCGACGUGGCCUUCCCGCGCCGGGGCUAUCCCAUGCACCGCCUUAUCCAGGAGGCGCAGAAGGCCGAGCCCAGCUCCUUCCGCGCCAGCGUGGUGCCCUGGGAAACCGCCACCGACGUGCGCCUCCAUCUGCAACAGGUGCUGAAGACGUGCUGAGGAUGGUGGCCUGCAGGGGGCGCCCGGGCGGAGGAGGGGGACGCGUGGGG